GGUCCCACUACUUUCUACUUUCCCCUCCAACGGACCUCUUUUCCCUUGCUGGCAUCAUGCUUGCUUGCUCUUGGACAACCCCCCGAAUGCAGCCUGACUGUCUCCUCCGAGAUCAGAAUCACCAUCCAGACGACACGUACUAUGCAGGAUCCUUGCAGUGGCUUGCAACGGACAUGAAUUUUCUGUCACCAUGCACUACGAAGUAUCCGUCGAGCCGUACGACUCCUGCCAUUGCCAAACCAGGGUAAGUGCGGCUCUGAGACAGCAUCCUUCCGAGUUUUGACUGGGGACUGCUGUCAACGCUUUGCAUAUAUUUGCUUCAUCCCUACAACCUAUUCCCUUGAGACCCAAGGUAAGGCGUGAGAUCAUGCUUUCGCUAAGAAGCCUCAAUAUCAUCCUUGUUCUGCGGCAUCAAGCGUCUCUUCUUGCAGAAAGCGCUCCAUCACCGCCACAGUCUUCCUUCUUGCUGAUGACAACGUCGCGGUUUGCUCCGGUUCUCGAGUCAAUUCCUGGUUUACGUGACCGGGCAUGUCAUCCGGCUUGCUUCAGCUUCCCUUUGACGUCCUUCAUCAGGUGGCCGGUCAACUUGACAUUCAUUCCUACGAUAGCCUUUCGAAAACCUCUCAUUCUCUGCACCAACAUCUUCAGAAUGAGAACACUGCAAGGAAUUCCAUCCAGGCGAGCAUCUUACAUGCCACUUGGGCACAAAUCGCCCUAUCAACCCCGAGCACCAGUCUCAGGAGGGCACUUGACCGGUGUAACCUAUCCAACGAUGCUCUGCGAACAGCCUCACCGUAUUCUGCAAGUAUCGCAGGGUAUGCCACGAGCUUUGCGUACGACUCUGGCGUCUUGUGCUACUCUAGCUGCAACUCUCUGCGAAUUCUCGACUUCAACCACCACCGAAAACUGGAAAAGGUCUUCAGCGGUGCAGUCUUUACGAAUCACAUUGUCUCGGCGACCCAGCACAAAGUGAACAUCGAGCUUGAAUCUCUGAAGUCUAUCCAGCUUUAUGGAUAUGCGCAUGACGUAGUCGUUCUGACUUGUGAUCUCGGGUUACACGGCCACCAUCUCUUCGCGGUCAAUAUCUCGGAGAAAUUCAAUCACCCAUCUCGAACGACACAGCCCCGACGACGUUCGCGUAUCUUGCUUUGGACACACCUCCUAUCCACCACCAAGCUCUUCGUCAGACAUAAUGCCAAGUAUCUGGUGCUGGGCACUCACACGGCCAUUGGCGACGACGGACACCAUGAGUGGCUCUUACAACGAUUCGAUCUGGGGACGUCCAAACCACUGACCAGAGAACCACUUCAGCUCCGCAAGUUUUUUGGAGCUGAGAUCGGGUCGACCGUCUGCUUUACAAUCUAUGAGGACAAGUUCUACGCUCUGACCAACCAAACCAGCUUCGAGAGCGAGGAAGUCGAUUGGACAAGUUACUAUCAUUUCAUUUCAUUCCCAAUUGACGAACUCAACCCGGACAUUAAAAUACGCAUGAUAUGGCGGAGACAGCAUCUCGAAGGCCCAAUAAAUGAUGCAUGGGCGGACAUCGGGUUUCAAGUUGAUUGCAGGAGUGGUGAGUUGCUGGUGGUGGAGUGUCGCAAGGAGUGGGUCGAUGGCGGAAGUCGGAGUAUCAGGACGUAUUAUAGCCAGCCGUUCGAGAGGGCCGAGUAUGUCGACGUGGACGAUGGGACGAGGUUGAGGGCGCCCCCGGAUGAUCCGUUGAGCAGGACGCUGGAUGACAAGAGUAAGAGUUCAUAUGAGCGCGCGCAUGUGCGUAUUGCACGGUAUGUUCACUCGGAGUUCCCGAGGGGUGGAGAUAGUGAGAAAGGGAAUGUCAAGGAGUAUAUCCGUGCGAAGACCAAGUGGAAUGGGUAUGACUUUAAUAAGCAGUGUUUUGUAGAUUUGGUGAGCGAGGAAGUUCGGGAUGAAGGCAGUUGGAGGGCUCGCGAGAGGGUCAGGGUACGCGUUGUGAGUCGGCAUGAAGUGAGUCCUUUGGUGGUAGAUGAAGGUGCAUAUUUAGGUGCAAGUGCUACAAGGGGGCCCGGCGGGAUGGCGGCGAAGAAGGAGAAAUGGAUGGUGCGACCGAGAGUGAAGAACGAAAAGGGUAUAGAGUUGAGAGAUGGCGAGGAGAAGUAUACAUCCAGCUCGAUAUUCUUGUGGCCGAGAGACGAUCAGGGUGUGCUGAGGGGGUUGGACGACAUUUUGUGUCCCGGCGGACGGGCCGGCGAGGUCAACGCUGUCCUCGGCGAUGAAGGGAUCGUCUAUCUUGCAGGCCCGGCUGAUGCGUCAAAGGGAGGAGAGCGGGCGCUUGUGUUUGUCAGUUUUGAUCCGACAUUCGGCUUUGACGGGAUGAAGAGGGUCGAUGGGACGACGGCCGUGGCGAGGAAGAAAGAGGAGGAAGAGGGAGAAGACGAGGCGGCAGCGGCGACCUCCCCGGCAGCGAUUGUCAGUCAGAGAAAGAGGAAGACCGACUUCGCUUUUGACUCUGGUUCUGGUUCUGGUUCUGGUUCUGGUUCUGGCUCUGCAUCAGGGCAACUCAAUAUGGAACAUCAGCGUCUGGUUGACCGCCGGACGACAUGGGCAAAGGCCGAGUCGGAGUCGGAAUCCUGCAAUGUCGGACUUGGACUUGGACUUGGACUUGGAUUGACUGCGGCAUCGCCCCAGCACCAGACUGCGGACUUGUGGUCGAAUGAGGUCACGCUCGAGCCGUCGGCAGUACAAGCACAAGCACAAGCACGAACACGAGCACGAACACGACUGGAUGCUGGAUCCGGACCUGCUUCUGCUUCUGCGUCUGCUUCUACUUCUGGACUUCAAACACCACAAGGCUCCUACAUGUCCACACCUCAAGCACCACAAGGACAAGGCCCGGCAUUCUGCCUCCCUGCGCCAACACUGGGGACCACCAUGUCAUGGCCACCGUCACCGCCGCUGCCACUGCCACUGCCAGCGCCGUUGCAGACGGCAACGCUGCCGAUACCAGAUGCAAAGCCACGAUCACCACCACCACAGCCGCGACCAGAAACGACAGAACGGCAACUUCUUCCCACGUUGACAAGCCCAGAAGGAAGAGACACUACCGGCGUCAACGUCAAGGACGGUUCACAAACCAAGAUGAAACCGAAACCAUUGUCUUAUCGUGAGAAGGCUCCUUAUAUCUCGAUUGGGAGGGGGUAUUGGUUGCGGUGAGCAUGACGUGGUGACCAAGAGGGGGAUGAGAAACCGUGGGAAUGGGAAUACGAAGGGUCAGAUAGUCAGGGUAUCUGAAAUGAGCCAAAUCUUUUUCUUAGGGCGCGCCAUGAGGUAUUAAAAGGGGUUGAGAUAAAACCUUUGAAGGGGGCACAAUUUCAUUCCAUUAUAUCCCGUAUGGCGAAUGGCGGUAGCAGAGGUCAAGAUAUAUUCAUUUUACUUCUUUCUCCAAUCCCAGCCUUCCUUCAGUGCGAGGAUC
Molecule: messenger RNA, 3445 nt
Organism: Exophiala xenobiotica
Lineage: Eukaryota; Fungi; Ascomycota; Eurotiomycetes; Chaetothyriales; Herpotrichiellaceae
Exons: 2
Coding region: 529-3186 (885 amino acids)
Molecular function (GO): protein binding
Source: RefSeq, a predicted model, not a curated record